Camelina sativa (false flax) is the source of this 1725-nucleotide messenger RNA. NCBI's taxonomy places the organism in Eukaryota, Viridiplantae, Streptophyta, Magnoliopsida, Brassicales, Brassicaceae. The record is from RefSeq and is a predicted model, not a curated record.
AUGGUUUCAGAUUCCAUCCCGACUGAUCUCGUCCUCGAGAUAUUAUUGAGAUUGCCUGCAAAGUCAAUCGCUAGGUUUCAUUGCGUGUCGAAGCAAUGGGCAUCAAUGCUUUCUCGUCCAUAUUUCACAGAGUUGUUCCUGACCAGAUCCUCUGCUCAGCCGCGUCUCAUAUUCGCCAUUGAAAAAGAUGGUCUGUGGAGCAUCUUCUCGUUGCCUCACCAUCAAAGUUUAUGUGAGAAGUCUGUAUUGUCUUCUCUUGUAGUAACAGCCGAAUUUCAUAUGAAGUUCCCUCAAGACGAUAAGCGGAUCUGUUCUCGUGAUGACCGAACAUUUUCUUGUGGCUAUGCCGGUGGUUUGAUAUAUUUCUAUGGUAUGUGGACCAGAGAUAAAGAUUAUUACAGAGAAGUGCCUGUGAUGUUUAACCCUAAAACCGGAAGGUAUGCAGCCUUACCAUAUCUGUAUAGGUACAGAAAGACGUAUAGUUUUCUAGGAUUUGAUCCCAUUGAGAAGAAAUACAAGGUAUUGUUCAUGUCUUGCCCGUAUUGUCGUGAUCACAAUAAAAUUCUGACACUAGGAACUGGAGAAAUGAGUUGGAGAAGGAUAAAAAAAUGUGCCGUAAGACAUGAGAAUGUGAGUGAAGGGAUAUGCAUCAAUGGGGUUGUGUAUUACUUAGGUGACACGUCUGAGGAGUUACUUGAAUUUGUGAUAGUUUGCUUUGAUGUUAGGUCUGAGAAAUUCGACUUUAUUUACCCAGAAGGCUAUUGUGAAUUGAUUAACUAUAUGGGAAAGUUAGGUUUGGUUUAUUAUGAUGACUACGCUGAUGACGUUGUUGAGUUGCGUUUGUGGGUUCUAGAAGAUGUCGAGAAACAGGAAUGGUCAAAAUAUGACUACACUUUGAGGGAUGAUAAGUUCUUGGAUCAUUACGUGUCCAUCGUUGCGGUGACUGCUACGGGUGAAAUCGUUUUGUCGAUGGCUGAUUAUAAAUCUAAACAACCGUUUUGUGUUUUCUACUUCAAUCCCGAAAGGAACAUUCUUCAGCGUGUUGAAAUCCAAGGUUUUGGAGAUUACCAUGAUGCAGUCGACAAUCCUAGUAGAGUACACGUCUUUGUAGACGACGUCUUUUUAAAGGAUUGUAGUAGACUCUACGCCUAUGCAGACAAUAUAGAAGAUCUUAAUGUUAAUGAUUCAAAGCUACUCAAGUCAAAACUCUAUGAAUCUAUUUAUCCGAAGAUAGAAGAAUACGAAGAAUCAGAAUCAUCAGACGAAGAAUACAAUUCUGAUGGAGAUAGGGUUCCUAAAAACAGGUUCAGCAGUUUUGGUUACUCUUUUUCUGUUGGAGAAUCACUUCCUUUAGAUGGAGAGCCAGUUGAUUCAGAUGGGGCUGACAGUGACAGCGAGUCUGGAUUGUUGCAUGAAAGUCAGAGACCGGUUCAGCCAUCCAUCAAAGCUAAAGGUAUACAAGAGUCGUCUAAUGUUCGUGGCCGUGGAAAUCGUGGACGUGGAAACAGUGGCCGUGGAAAUCGUGGCCGGGGUAACCGUGGACGUGGCUAGUUGUCCUCCAUGAUGAACUAAGAAGAAUACCCAACAUCAUCAAUUAAUAAUAUUCUCUACGAGUUAAUGAAUAUAAAACUGUGGUUGUAGAGUUUGCUGUGUCUUGUGAUGAGAAACAAUUAUGCAACAUCGAUUUGUUUGAUGAAAAACGAUUAAUAUGAACUUCUUUUUUUC